Molecule: messenger RNA, 2006 nt
Organism: Helianthus annuus (common sunflower)
Lineage: Eukaryota; Viridiplantae; Streptophyta; Magnoliopsida; Asterales; Asteraceae
Product: cystathionine gamma-synthase 1, chloroplastic
Exons: 11
Coding region: 227-1834 (535 amino acids)
Biological process (GO): transsulfuration
Cellular component (GO): chloroplast
Molecular function (GO): pyridoxal phosphate binding; cystathionine gamma-synthase activity
Source: RefSeq, a predicted model, not a curated record
AAAACAGACAAAACUCAUCUCAGUCACAGCCCUGUGACCGAAAAAAAUCCCCCAUCCCGUCGUCGACCCAUCGAAUCUACUCAUUUCCGCCUAUAAAAAACCACCCACAACCGAACCCCGAAAACCCCCCUAAAAAUUUUCAGAUCAUCCCUGAGAUUUGAUUAUCAUCUCAUUUCAUUCAAACAUUUCGGCUGAUUGCAGUUUGACCAUUCAAUUCUCCCCCAAAAUGUCCAUCUCAACCACCUCUGCAUCAUCUAGGGUUUCACUCCCCUUCAAAUGCCGUUCAAAUUCCGGCGCCAUUCCCCGCCCUGACCACCCUCGGUUCUCCGGCAACCUCCGUACCACUUCCGGCAAACGACCGUACGGUAACUCUUCGUUGAUCCUCCGGUUCCCGCCGAAUUUCGUUCGACAGCUAAGUAACAAGGCGCGGAGGAACUGUAGUAACAUCGGUGUUGCUCAGAUUGUUGCUGCUUCUUGGUCGAACAACCAGCCUCCUUCUCCGGCGGCGGCGGCCGUUGAUGCCGCCGCCGUCUCCGCCCCGAUCGCUGCGGGUGAAGAUGUUGUUGUUGAUAAUAAUAAUAAUCAUAAUAAUGAUAGUAAUUACAACAAUUUUGUACAGUUUGAAAGUGUGGAGAAUGUUGAUAAGUUAUCGUUUUUGAACGGUGCUGGCAGCGUUGCAAUUCAUGCUGGUGAAAGAUUGGGUCGAGGAAUUGUUACUGAUGCGAUAACUACUCCUGUGGUCAAUACAUCUGCCUAUUUUUUCAAGAAAACCAUUGAUCUCAUUGAUUUCAAGGAAAAACGUAGCAUUAGCUUUGAGUAUGGGCGUUACGGGAACCCUACUACCGAGGUUUUGGAGAAUAAGAUAAGUAAGCUUGAGGGUGCGGAAUCAACCUUGUUACUGGCCUCUGGAAUGUGUGCAAGCACUGUUAUGAUGCUAGCUCUCGUUCCAGCUGGCGGGCACAUCGUCACUACCACUGAUUGUUACAGGAAAACUAGAAUUUUCAUCGAGACGUUUCUUCCCAAGAUGGGGAUCACGGCUUCGGUCAUUGACCCUGCGGAUAUUGCUGGACUUGAAUCUGCACUAAAUAACCACAAAGUUAGUCUUUUCUUCACUGAGUCGCCAACGAACCCGUUUCUAAGAUGUGUUGACAUCGAGUUAGUUUCGAAGCUGUGCCAUGCUAAAGGAGCCGUAGUUUGCAUUGACGGAACGUUCGCCACACCUCUGAACCAGAAGGCUCUCGCACUUGGUGCUGACAUCAUUCUACACUCUGCAACCAAAUACCUUGGUGGUCACAAUGACGUGCUUGGUGGUUGCAUUAGCGGUUCUACGGAAAUAAUUUCUCAAGUCCGUAACAUGCAUCAUGUUUUAGGUGGCACUCUUAAUCCUAAUGCAGCGUAUCUAAUCAUUCGAGGCAUGAAAACGCUGAAGUUACGUGUACAGCAGCAGAAUUCCACUGCGCAGAGGAUGGCCGAACUUUUAGAGGCACAUCCUAAGGUGAAACGUGUGUAUUAUCCAGGCUUGAAAAGUCAUCCCGAGCAUGAACUUGCAAAGAAACAGAUGACUGGUUUUGGUGGUGUUGUCAGUUUUGAGGUGGAUGGUGACAUAACAACCACCAUUAAGUUUGUCGAUUCUCUAAAGAUCCCUUAUAUUGCACCGUCUUUUGGCGGCUGUGAAAGCAUCGUGGAUCAGCCAGCCAUCAUGUCUUACUGGGAUCUUAGCCAAGCAGAGAGAGCGAAAUACGGGAUACUGGACAAUUUGGUUCGCUUCAGCUUUGGAGUCGAAGACUAUGAGGAUCUGGAAGCUGAUGUUCUUCAGGCUUUGGAGGCGAUAUGAUAGACGGGAUUCACCUGCGUGUUUGUUUGUUGUUUUUAUGAUUUUGUGUUGUUGAAUCAUGAUCAUGAUUGUUUGUAGUUGAACACUUGUUGAGUGCUCCUACUAACGUUCUGUUUUCGACGUUGUAAUAAGUUAUAUAGAGCAAUUCUAAAGCAAGAUUCUGCUCCGUCUA